AGCUGUUGUGCCGUGGUGGUGGACAGACUGCUGCCCAGGAUCUCCCUCUGUGGUUCGGAUACAAAAAAAACAAAUUCCCCUCUCUAAAAUCACCGGAGACUCCGUGUAUAUCACCCCGUAUUCUGGAGGUUUGACCCGGACUGAAAAGUGGCAGGAAUAGAGCGGACAGCAGCCGGUGGACUGAAGGAUGUUACAGGAUGAAACGUCUCCAUUCUUCCAGCAGCAGCGACAGUUCUGACAAUGAGAGUCCCUCUACUUCUUUCUGCUCUUCAAACAAAUAUGGCGGCAAACCUGAAACCCCCGCCGCCGUCCCGAAGAAACCGGCUGAAGUGUUCAGAAAAGACCUGAUCAGCGCCAUGAAGCUUCCUGACUCGCACCACGUGUCUCCGGAGGAUUACUACCUGCUGGCUGACACCUGGAAGCAGGAGUGGGAGAAGGGGGUUCAGGUGCUGGCGAGCCCCGACACCAUCCCUCAGGCCUCCGUCAGAGCGGUGCUGGAGAGUCCCAAAGAGCUGCUGUUCACGCUCCAGAGGAAGUUCAUCCAGAGCUCCGGUCAGGAGUCCGCUGAGCCGGGAUACGUGAACAUCAAGGAGCUGUCGGAGAACAUGUGCCGCUACGACCUGGACGACAUGGACCUGCACUGGCUGCACGGCCUCAACACGCAGCUGCAGCGCAUGGGCGAGGAAUCCAUCGACGAGCUGACGAUGGAGCGCGUGAUGGAGGCGCUGGAGACGCAGUGCCACGAGAACAUGAAGCACGCCAUGGAGACGGUGGAGGGGCUCGGCAUCGAGUACGACGAGGACGUGAUCUGCGACGUGUGCCGCUCCCCCGACAGCGAGGAGGGCAACGACAUGGUGUUCUGCGACAAGUGCAACAUCUGCGUCCACCAGGCGUGUUAUGGCAUCGUCAAAGUGCCCGUGGGGAACUGGCUCUGCAGGACCUGUGUCCUCGGCAUCGACCCGCAGUGUAUCCUCUGUCCUCAGAAGGGAGGGGCCAUGAAGGCAACACGGGCCGGGACCAAGUGGGCCCACGUGAGCUGCGCCCUGUGGAUCCCAGAGGUGAGCAUCGCCUGUCCGGAGAGGAUGGAGCCGAUCACCAAAGUGUCGCACAUCCCCCCCAGCCGGUGGUCCCUCAUCUGCAGUCUGUGCAAGUGGAAGACAGGGGCCUGUAUCCAGUGCUCGGUGAAGAACUGCACCACCCCCUUCCACGUGACCUGCGCCUUCGAGCACAGCCUGGAGAUGAAGACCAUCCUGGACGAGGGCGACGAAGUCAAGUUCAAAUCCUACUGCCUGAAGCACAGCAAGUCCAAAGAGCCCGGCCUGAGCCCCGCCCGAUCCAAAGCCCCCCCCGAGGCGCAGAAGGGGGGGCAGCGCGCUCAGAGGCUGCAGGAGCUGGAGGAGGAGUUCUUCACCCGGGUGCAGCAGGAGGACCUGGUGGGGGUCGUGGGGCUGUCGCUGCGCCUCGUGGACUUCAUCUUCCAGUACUGGAUGCUGAAGAGGAAGGCCAACUUCAACCGAGCCCUGCUGCCCCCCCGACAGGGCGAGGAGGGCCUGGAGCUGCAGCCGCAGGAGGACAGCAUCCACACCCGCAUGAGGAUGUUCAUGCACCUGAGGCAGGACCUGGAGAGGGUGAGGAAUCUGUGCUACAUGGUGAGUCGUCGUGAGAAGCUGAAGGUUCUGCAGAGCAAAGCCCAGGAGCAGAUGUUCAACCUCCACAUGAAGCUGCUGAACCAGGAGCUCUCUGCUGGUCUUCCUUCUUCCUCUUCCGCUGAGAGCGUGCUGUUUCGUCCUCCUCCGAGAAUAACUCUGAAGCUAAAAAUGCCCAAAUCCUCCAGCCUGGGAAACGGUGGUUCUAAAUCCGGGAAUGGGCCGCUGUGCCCGGACAAUAGCGUGAAUGUGACGGAUCAUUCAGGGGAAGGGUUGGGUCUGGGGAAGCCUCAGAUGCACGGACACAACCGGAGAGACGAACGUUCAAACGGGCGUAUUUCGUCCUCCUCCUCUUCCUCUAGCCGCCCGAUGCUCCCCGUCACGAAGCCCGGCGGGAAGCCUCUGGCUCUGCAGGCGGCGCUGCACGGACACGCCUCCCACAGCAACGGCAAAUCCAACGGCCUGCUGGAGAAGCUGGUGUCGCAGAAGAAGGACAGUUCCUGCCAGACUCCCAGCGAGCAGGAAGCUACAAAAAGCAGCUUCCGUAAGUCCGCCAUGGAGCACUUUGGCCGCUCCUUUAAAGAGGCCACCAUCAACCUGGUGAGGACCACGGAGGACCUGAGGGCCUCCGACAAACUGAGCCGCAAAGAGAGACUGUGGGCCAAGCCGGUGUCGGAAACCCCGGUGGCGAGCGGGAGGCAGGACAGCGACGGGUACUGUCCCGACCUGGAGCUCAGCGACUCGGAGCCCGAGGCCAAAGGGAGGCACCGGCGGCGACAGGGGGGGGCGCCGCCGGCCGACCCCCAAAAGAAACAGGGCUCCAGACACCCGGUGCAAAGGUGACGGCAGUGUGCACCCCCCCCCUCCACACUGAAAAACCUGAAAUGUUGAGUUUAAUUAUAUAAAUGAUCUCAACAGAUUUCACAUCAUUGUAUUAGGUUAGUUGAAAGCAAUUCGGUCUAACUUUAAUAUUGUUGCUAACCUAAUACAUGUUUGUGAAAUCUGUUGAUAUGAUACAUUUAAUUAAAGUCAACGGUUCCGUUUUUCAGUUUAGUCUUCCUAAGUGUCUUUGUGAACACGCCUAUACACUACAGCUGCAGAGAUUCAUCCUCAAAACUGUUAAAACUAUUUUGAUAGAUUUCAUUUUUUAGAAAAAAAAGACAAAAUUCUGUAACUCCAGCUUCUUAAAUGUGAAUAUUUUCUCGUUUUCUUUUCUCCUCUUUGACAAUAAACUGAAUAUAUUUGAGUUGUUGACCAAACAAAACUUCAUUUUUCACCAUUUUAUGGACCAAAAAGCUAAUAGGUGGUGCAGGAAUGAGUCCUAAAACCAUGCCAUGACUCAGCAUUUUAGCACUUCCUGUUCCCUCAUCUUAAAGUCAAUGGUUUUCUGAAUGUGCUUUUGGUUAGAAGCCUGAAAUACGGUCAGUGGUUAAAACAAGGUGAACAUAUUUUUAUCAGUAAAUAUCCCGCUGGUGAAUUUAAAAAGUAAGAAUAAACAUCAUCACGUCCACCAUUAGCCGCCUUUAGCUUAGCGGUGGUGGAGCUAAUCCUUCUGAAUAAAAUGUCAUAAACAAUUUUCUUCAAUACUCCAAAAUCCAAUUGUAAAAUCCCAUUGGCUUUUUGUGGAGGGAACCAGAGAGAUGCUAUAUUAUACCGCAAUAAAUAUAAUUGCUAGUUGCAGCUCUACUGUACGUACGCGAAGAUGAAGAUGCAUUAAGGGAAUUUUCAGCAACAUCAUCAUCCAUUUGUUAAUUAAAUCACAAAAAUAGCCCUGUGUUAAUCUGUCGGAUUUUCACGACUGCCUUAUCCUGACUACAGUAACAUCUUGUACUCUGCACAUCUUUGUAUGAAACGCACACGUUCAAUUUGCAUUUCUGACUCAAACUGCUGUAUGAGACAUGUUCAAAUUGGGAUGUAAAUACUGUGAAUCUCACAUGUUCCACUAUCAAAGCAAAUCAUCACCAGAAAGUGAAAUCCAGCAUCUCCUGCACUUGUUUCUCACACACUUGUCUGUUACAGUUUGUUUUCACACAGGUGAUACACUGACUUUUAUAUUGGUCAAGUAUUGGGGGGUCGUUUUAUAAACAGAAAUGUGUGUGUGUGUGUGUGUGCAGUUUUACACCAUUUGUAGAACAAAAGGAGCAUGAAAAACAUGGAAGUUCUUGUGUCAAAGUGAAAAGAAAUGUGUGUAAGAAAGAAAAAUGACAUUCCCUGACUCAAAGCAGCAUUUAUAAAUCGAACGACAGAAAAUAUUCGCAAGCUAUUUUGGUAAUUUUUCAUGCAGUUUCCAGCCUCUCAACAGUUGAGAUUUUCUUUCGGUUUUAUAUCAAAACGAAGACAUUUAAAGACAAUGUUUUCAACAAAUAAUCAAGUACAUGUUCAUUAGUUAGAGUUCAGAUGUUCUUCCCUCAGCUCAUCACAUGAUCAGCCUUCACUGUCACUCACUUCCUCUAUAUUUGUCUUUUUCUGUUUCUUGUUACCUUUUUUGUUGUUGUAAUAAAAGACCUGGAAUAACUGGUU
Molecule: messenger RNA, 4166 nt
Organism: Trematomus bernacchii (emerald rockcod)
Lineage: Eukaryota; Metazoa; Chordata; Actinopteri; Perciformes; Nototheniidae
Gene: jade3
Product: jade family PHD finger 3
Exons: 11
Coding region: 198-2489 (763 amino acids)
Biological process (GO): regulation of transcription by RNA polymerase II
Cellular component (GO): histone acetyltransferase complex
Source: RefSeq, a predicted model, not a curated record